Messenger RNA from Rhopalosiphum maidis (corn leaf aphid), 3664 nucleotides. RefSeq lists its product as uncharacterized. The coding region runs from base 714 to 2702 and encodes 662 amino acids. Gene Ontology annotation, molecular function: histone binding; chromatin binding; RNA binding. NCBI's taxonomy places the organism in Eukaryota, Metazoa, Arthropoda, Insecta, Hemiptera, Aphididae. Gene Ontology annotation, biological process: chromatin remodeling. Gene Ontology annotation, cellular component: nucleoplasm; nucleolus; cytoplasm. The record is from RefSeq and is a predicted model, not a curated record. The transcript has 2 exons.
GCGGCAGUGUUAUUCACGAGUAACGCGCCGUAGCGUUCCAUAGCCCGCCACUGUACGUCCAGCUCGUUCGAGCGCCUCUCAAACACGUCUCGCCGUUUGCGCGCGCUAGGAUUUUAUAUUUAAUUCGUGCGUACAGCACACGAUUAUUAAUUACCGAUUAAUUUUUUUUCCGCGUCUAUAUAAUCCGUUCUGUCGGUAAAGAAUUAAUUUUUUUUCCCCCGUCGUCCAAACGGCGGAUCGCGUCUGCGAUAAUAUUUAAAUUUUUCACAAACCGUCAUCGACGACCACCGGCAGGGGCCCGUCUAAUAAAUCCGUGUAUAUAUAUAAUUAUAAUAUUAUUAUACACGUUGACUAUUGCGGUUUCAUUUUACACCAUACCGUUUUCAAUAUCGUUGCUAAUAUCAGCCGAACGACGUUCGACUCGGGCUACACACACACACACACACACACACACGUCUGUCCGUCCUUCAGUCACGACGGAGUUUCACGCGGACGCCCGGUGGACGGAAACCACUGUCAUCGCAGGCGUUAGCGGUAUAUGAUGUUAGCCCGGCGCCGAAGACGCCGAUACCGACGUGACAACGCCACAGCGACCAUAAGGAAGACAGUGAUUGGCAGUGGAGCAGCAGCAGCAACAGCGACAGCGACAGAGACAGCGACGAUCAGACACAUCGGGGAUAGCAGCGACCGCGCACCAGUGACGAAGAGCAGACAUGACAACGACGGUGGGUCUUCUGUCGCCAUUGUUGCCGCCUUCCGCGGUGACCGCUGCCGUGGCCGAAGAGCACCAGCAACAGGACUAUUAUUACGUGCCGCAGCCGCAGCCCACGCGCGUCGUACGCAUGAAAAUGUGGAGUGACGACGACGACGAAAACAAUUAUUGCGCCGACGACAAUUCGACGAAUAGUUUCUUAUUACUGAACAACAUGGGUAUUCAUGUUCCUCCGAUGACAACGAUAAAUGCAAGCAUGUCAAAUGAAACUGGCAGUGAAUCAAAUGCUUGUAAAAGACGGUUAUCCUCGUCAUUAGAAAAUGAUCAUAUUCCUAAAAUAGCAAGGCGUAUGCUUAAUAACGAGGAACUUUUGCAAAAUAAUCAUAUUGUCGAGCAAUUGGAUACGGCGUCUCGACUAGACGACGACGAUGCAACAUCAUCAAUUGUUGCUGCUAUAGCGGCUGUUACUGAUGAUUCUGAUUGCAGUAUUGACGAUGACGACGAUGAUGAAGACGAUGAUGAUGAUGAAGACGACGACGAUGAUCAAUACUUGCCCGCUGGUAGCCUGUCACUAUCAUCGUCCAACAGUAGCAAUGUCGCAAAUUCCACAAAUUCUUCAAUGUCGACAUUAUCGCCUUCCCAACAGCAUCACACUCAGAACCAUUGGAGACAAAAUCACCAGCAGCAGCAAACUAUCAAAUGCGAUACUAACGGUAAGUGUUAUUUGGAUUUAGGUAGUGGUGGUAGCAGCACAACGCUGACAACAACCAUGACUACAAUACAACCACGAAUCAACAGUGAACCAGAAUGUUGUGAACUGGGGCGCUGUGUUCCUUCAACGCAGUGCUACAGACGGCGCAGAGCCGCAGUGUUUGAUGCUUCAAUGCGCAAAUUAGGAAAAUCAAGCGGCGGGUCUGGAAAUAGUAGCUCACAACAAAGCUGCGAAGCUGGACUCCGGAGGUCCGUGCUCAUUUGCAACACGCUGAGAUUGAUUGAGCGUGAAAUGUCCCGAGAAGCUGCUGCCGCAGCGCAACAGGCUCAACAACGGCGUUGCUGUGCAUCGAAUACAUCACAGCAAUUGAUUCAACAGCAACAAAUCGAUGUUUCACACCAACAUAACAACCAUAACAAUAACAACAGACGAUCUCCUACACCAUACCCCUCGGAAUACAGAAAUGGCCGACCGGAAAUGAUGGUUGAACAUAACAGUAGUAGCAGUAGCAGCAGCAGCAGUAGUAGCAGCACAACAGAUUCCAUAGACUCUGGUGUCGAUGACGAAUACUAUUACGAUGAUGAUGAAGACGAUGACGAUCAUCAUAGCCACACUACAGUGAUGGUAAAUAAUCAUCAAAAUCUAAAUAAUCAUCAUCUCCAGUAUUACCAUUUGAACGGAAGUAUUGAAGAUUGUGACAAUUAUAUUCAUUCUGAUGAUUAUGACGAAGAUGAUGACGAUGAAGACGACGAAGACGAAACUACUAAUUCUCCUUUAACGGAACUACAAAUUUAUGAUAACAGUUUCAAUAACAAAAGAAACACGGCAUUGAGUAUUGGGGAUCAUCAUUGUGACGAUAACAUACUACCGUUAAUGGGAAAUAGUAACACAACGACAGUUACAUCUAUCGAUUGGGGCUCAGUUCUAAGUUUGUCAUCGUCGAACAGCAACAACAAUGGCAAUAAUUCACAGUCUACUUCGUCAAAUUCAAUAACAUUGAUGACCAAUAUGGAUAGUGAUUGUGACGAUAUCACAACGAUAAUAUCUUCUUCAAAUCUAGAUCGCAAAUCUCAACAACACAAACGUAGAAGGCGACACUAUAAACAUAAUUAUAAUCAUAGUCAAAUUCAUACAAAACACAGACAUCACCAUUCCCAUAACCAUCAAAGGUCGCAAAAACGUCGAGAGCGUGGAAUAACAUCAUCAUUACCAAUGUCAAAAAACAGGGCAUCAAAUUAUCAAGUUCUGUCACAAGUAGGUCCUUGUAACAACGAAUAGAUUAUCUACUUUAUAAUCGAAAUAAUACGCUCAUUGGAUAUUUGCUUCAAAUUUUAAAAAGCAUCAACACUAAGGUAUCAGACUUUGAUAUUACAAUGGCAAACUAUAUUUACCUAGAUGUUUACACGUGUACCUGAUAGAUCACAUAUUAUAUAAUUAUUGAAUGCCUACCUAAAAGGUAUGGAUAUGCAAAUAGCAACCAACAAGGAUGGCUGUGUAAUAUUAUAACCACCGGGCAGCUCAAUUAUUAUUAUUAUUUUUUAAUUUUAAUGUAGGUUAUGUUAUUCUUUAUUAUCUCUUAUAGUAUAUAUUUAUGCGGACGUAUGUUUUUUUUUCAAAAUAAAUUAACAACCAAACAUUACUAAAUUUUCCAUCAUAACACUUUCACUAUAGCAAUUUAAUGUUUUGCAAUAAAUAUAUAUGAAUGCGUUGAUAUAAUGUCAUAUAACAUGUUAAGAGACUUGUUACCAUUUUAAAAGUUUUAUAUAUAAUAUAGUAUAUAUAUAUAAAUUUUUAUAUAUAUUAUUAUUAUUGUCUUAUCGUAAUAUUAGACUAUAAAUUAUAUAUUACAAUCAAUUGUUUUAUAGACUUAGGUUCCAAAUUUCAGUUACAGAUAAGAACCCCUCCCACAACACCAACAAAAAUUACUUAUUUAUUAUUAAAUAUUUUAUAGUAUGAAUAUAAAUUUUAACCGUACACUUUUGAUUUUUAAUUUAAACUAGUUAUUCAAUACAUGGUGUAAUGUAACAAUAUUAUAUUUUAUCUGAUGCGGCCUAUUUUGUAUUUGACAAUUUUUGAUACUAAAUGUAUCAUUAUAUCCGUCCAUAGAUAAUGAAACACAAGAUAAAAAUUAUCAACUUACAAUAAUUAACAGCUGUAUCUGAACAAAAUUAAUUUAUCGUCCAAAUAGUAACAUUUGUUUUUUUAUCAAGAUCUCUUUUUUCUUUUAAAACUUAUUUGUA